This is a messenger RNA of Blastomyces dermatitidis ER-3, 7169 nucleotides long. Its product is annotated as dynactin 4. The transcript has 4 exons. Gene Ontology annotation, cellular component: dynactin complex. NCBI's taxonomy places the organism in Eukaryota, Fungi, Ascomycota, Eurotiomycetes, Onygenales, Ajellomycetaceae. Bases 470 to 2272 code for a protein of 600 amino acids. The record is from RefSeq and is a predicted model, not a curated record.
UUUACUUGGUGACGUCGCCGGUGGAAGGGGAAAUUUUGCAGCUCCUGUUCACAAUGGCAGAAACUCUCAACCACAAUCACCACCGCAUGCCAGCCCACGAAUAAAUAAAUAACAGAACUACGAGGAUUUCUGGAUAUCGACACUCGCUGCAUUUACAGCUGUUAUAUUCAUUUGGCUUUUGCGCACACGGCUAAAUCAUCGCCAACCCUCCGCUUCCCCCUCGACGUUGACAUUUAGCUAAGGACGUAGCCAUUCGAUAAAUGGAUAGGUUCUAUUGGGAUAUGCGCACGUAAUAUUUCGAUUUGGAAUCAAACACACGCAUUUUACGUCAGGAAGAGACUCGCACUAUAUUCUAAAUACGUCCUCGACUUCUGAUCGACAGGUCAACAAACACAAUUGCGGUUCCUCAAAGUAUGAGAGUGAUUUUGCUAGCUCUUGUCAAAAGCCCUGUAUUUUGAGCUGCCAGAUAAUGGCUCGUCCUUUUCCCUACACGUUCAUAUCGUGUCCCUGCGCAGAGACGCCGAGCACUCCUGCGCUCCCUACAAACAGGCUCUCAAGGGACCUUUCAAAUAUCACACUUAGCGGUCAACGACUAGACCCCGAUACCGAUGACGAAGACCGAACCUUUGAUCCGAGAUCAUCUCGAGCGAAUUACUCUCUUUACCCCCCUGAACAUCUAUUGUACUGCGAGGAUUGCCAUCAAAUAAAAUGCCCAAGAUGCAUAACGGAAGAGAUAGUAUGUUGGUACUGCCCAAAUUGCUUGUUUGAAACACCAAGCAGUAUGGUUAGGAGCGAAGGGAACAGGUGCGCGCGCAAUUGCUUUAACUGUCCAAUAUGUACCUCACCCCUAUCGGUCACAACUCUUGGGAGCGCCGACAAUGGAGCCCAGAACGGACCUUGGAUACUGUCAUGCGGAUACUGCAUGUGGACAACUCUUGAUAUUGGAAUCAAAUUCGAUAAGCCAACCAACAUUCGUGCUCAGCUUACCUCAUUAAGUAAUGGCCAAAACCGCAGCUCCCCUGAAAUUAAAUCCCCCCUGGCAAACCUCACCUCUCCGGACGACGGAACAGGCCUUGAUUCUCAAGAUGAAAGAUUGGCUGGGACUGCUUUUUCAGAAGAAAAGCCAGCAACGAUUGACCCAGAGUCCCGUUUCUCUGCUCUGAAGUCAUUUUACAGAAACCAGUUAACGGAAACAUCAACAUCUCCGACAGAUCCCCUGGUUGGACCCGAACUAGGAGGUUUUUAUUCUUCUCCAAGUGCGUUAAACCGUAUCAUGUCGCUCUACACUGCAGGAAUUGGCAAUCUUCAUGGCGCUGGUAGCAAAAAGCCUAAGUCAAAACCACCAGUGAUGCGCGAGGCCCUCACACCCGCAGAAGGCCUCCACAUACCUGAUCCUAACACUGAACAAGCAAUCAUCCAAAAAAUGGCUUCCCCGGACUGUGGUUGGGACGGCCUUGCGUCUGUGGAGCAAAAGGUCUCCCAACCCCCUUCUACAAGAUUUGUCGAUGAGUUACGUCCUCUCCCCGUCCUCCUUCGCACCAAGAGAUCAAAACGCUGCAAAGCGUGCAAACACAUCCUCGUCAAACCCGAAUUCAAACCACAGUCAACCCGCUUCCGAAUCCGUCUAAUAGCCCUCAGCUACAUUCCACUCACGAUCAUGCGUCCUUUACCUCCAUUUCCCGCGAGCUCCCCCCCGGUAAACCUCGACGCCCUCGAACCCGGUAGACCCGUGCAAUUCCUCAUCACCCUAAAAAACCACAUGUUCGACCCUAUCCGUAUCACCCUAGCUACCCCAUCAGUAACCCCCGGCCGUGUCGAGUCAAAGGUUACGAUGCUUUGCCCGCAAUUUGAAGUGGGUGCCAACAGCGAUGUCUGGGACGAAGCUCUGGCAUCAUCGGCAGCGCAAGACCCGCGCUCUUCCAGAUCAGGACUGGAUAAAGUCGCCGAAGCAGGAAAGAUAUGGGAUAAGGGAAGGAACUGGACGACCGUGGCCAUGGAGGUUGUGCCGGGGUCGCUUCCUGAUUUAGCUCCUGGCGAGGAGGAUGAGGACGAGGAGAGUGAUGUGACUGGAAUGGAAGAAGAUGAAGAUGUUAUUGAGAUUCCGGUGUUUGUGCGGGUGGAGUGGGAGGCUGAAGGUGGUGCAGAGGACCUGGGUAUGAGACCUGAUACAAGGAGGCAGCAGGAGGCGGAGAUGGUGAAGAGGGAACUGGCUUAUUGGAUGGUGCUAGGGAUUGGGAGGAUUAAACGGGCUGGACACGGGCAUCGCCACUAGCUACGCUUGGUUCCAGACACACCACUGUCCUUUUCCCGUUCUUGAAUUUUCGUUACUUUUUCUUCCGGACUUGUUCGACAAGAUACCUAACUUUCUGUUUACUCCCGUGCCUCGCAUAUUAUACCACCUUCCACUUCUUGUAUGCGAUACCAGAUUGGCGGUAUUACAAUCCCCAACCAUCUUUAAUUUUGCAUUUGCAUCCGUUUGUACCCUGUGCGCCCCGCUAGUCGCAUUCCUUUCAUUUUUGUGCAGGUCCAACGUCGCAAAUUGUGGCCAAAGGUACGGAAGAACGGUGCCAAGGACAGCAACACCUCUUUUCGUUCAGGUAUCAUCCUCAAAUUCCUCAAGACUCGUGAAUGUAUUUUCCGUACAGUUAAGGAAGCUCGUUUAUGUAAACAACACGCAGGAGAGAGAUAUCGUAGGUGAGAGGGCGGAUAAAAAACAUGAUAUAUAAAAGGAACAAAAGAAAAAAAAAAAAGCGUAACAUAAAACUGCUAAGAUUGCGGAAACCCAUCGCUUUAUUUCCCAUUCAAAAACGACAAAGUUUUCCGAACUUAUUAUUUUAUUUCAUUGCCCCUUUCCUUCCCCCAUGACCGGAGAAAAAAGGAAAAGAAAAAGCAACAAAUAAGACCCCAGCGUUCCACACCGACCCUGCUCCCCAGACCUGUUUCCCGCACCUACAUCCUAUUUAAAGAACCAAGCGCGAGAAAAAAGAGAAGAAAAUUUAACUUUAACAUUUUUAUUUUCUUUCCGCUCAGACCUCUAAAACUCCGUAGCACUGCUUUGCGGGAACUCGAAUCUGACACCACGUCCCGUCAAUCUCCGGUAGACCUCGCCAUAUGCAUCGAGGCGGUGGUCGACACCGCCACGCUCCUUCUCGUGCAGGAUAACCUUGAGCACCUUGGUGCCGUCCUCCUUUGUUCGCAGACGCUUGCCAACGAUCUCGACGGGGUAGACGAUGUCGGUAAGGAUAGCCUCGUGGACAGCGGUGAGAGUGCGGGAGCGGGGGCGCUUCUGGGUCUGGGAGGUGCGAGAGCGGGCGGAGCGCUUGGGGCGCGGGAGAAUGCGGCGGGAAGCGAGGAUCAGGACAUGGCGGUCAGAGAACUUCUUCUCGAGUUCACGGGUAAGGCUAUAUUAGGAAGUCGGGUUAGUGGGUUGAGCUUGAGUUUUGUGGACUGGUUGGAUAUGACUUUGCGAAUUGUCUUAGCGACGAAGAGAUUGGAUGUUGUCAUACCGUUGCUGGACCUUGUGGAAGCCCUGGAGGAGGGGGACUGGGACAAAGAUGACAAUAGCCUUCUUUCCGUGGCCGACUUCGAUCUAUAUUAUUCGAGCACACAUAUCAGUAUAUGAUAUUCAAGAUUCACGUUCUUUCUUCAGUCCAUAUCCAUGUCGAAAUUGCUCUCCACGCCCAAUUGCUGUUCUUUCUCUCUCACGCAAAAAAUAUUCGAUUUUCCACGUUUGUCCAAAUAAUCCUUCUUCCCUUCCUCUCACAAUCCCUUUGCGAAGAUGGCCCUAUAUAUAUACCCUCCCCACCAUUCGAAUGCCCCAACCAUAUCGCUCCUGAGGAAUCAACAGGAAAAAAACUCGCAUUCAAUUCCUUACCUCACGAGCAGAGACAAACUGCAAGGGUCUGAGGGCGGCCUUCAGAUCGGGAGUGUUGGUUUCCAGGUCCGAGAGAGCACCUGCGAGGGAGGUCUCAAGCUCGGAAGGGUUUUGCCGCGAAGGGCUGUUGGCCGCGAUCUUGUUGAGAGCAGCCAUGAUUGCAGACAACGGAGGGGAUGGGGAGAGCUGUUGCUGCUGCUGUCUUUCCUUGAGUCGGUAGGGAGAAGGAAAGUCGUUGGGAAGUUGGCGGUCGUCGGAGGGUUGAACGGUCGAGAUAGGACUUUUGCGCUGCCGUUUCUGUCGUUCGUCGCUGUAAUUUUCGUGGGUGUGGGAUCGGAGGCUCGGCAGCUCGCUUAGCGGACUGCGCUUUUUCAUAUGCAGUUAGAGAUUUGCUAUUUACGGCCUAGUGUCAUCCCGUGACUCUGCUCGCCCUGGAAUCUCAACGUCAACUCCUUGGGAAUGUGACAACCACACCCAUUGAUCGCAUUUCAUGAUUUUGGAUAAUUAAUAAGUGAUAUACUAUUACAAGAUGGAUAUGGCAUUAUUCAACCUAUUCACGAAACUAUCUAUCACGAGAAAAUCCAUAUCCGCAACGAAGAUUCCGCCUUGAACUUCAAUGAAUAUCACCGAGGACGGCCAUCCACAGCAGGUAGUUUGCAUGCGCCUAACACUGCCCGCGUGUAUACUUCACAUGUAUAUAUGUGAUUCUUCUCUGGCCCUAUAUCCUAAUUAGAAAAUUUUGGCAUGUCAUACAUGUCGUCAGGAUCUACCAUCUUAUUAGCUUGGGCUGCUCUAAUACAUGGACCGUUUAUUCAAAGAUGGCGAGGGAUAAACUUACCCUUGUGGUGCUGCAGGAUAUACUUCCUCGCCUCAUUCACAUCGUGGUCAAACUCAGAAAGCAACUCUUGUCUCCUUAUCGUAACAUCCUCGACCCUAAUGGCACCGCCACGAACUGCAGCCUGAGCAACAUGGAAUCGAGAAACUCGGUUGGCCAACAUCAUAUCAAAUGGUGUCGUGGUACUUCCCUCUUCCAUAUAUGACGCAAUUGUAACCCGUUCCAUAUUUGGUCUUCCAAAGAGAAGUCCCUUCAUUUCGGUCUCGUAUCCAUGAUAAUUGAAGUGGAUCGGACGCUCGCGUGUGAAGAGAGCGCUGAAUGCUUCGUCUGACAGGGCAUGCGGGUGGCUCGUCUCCCUGCUAAGGAUCAUUAAAUCCAUUACAUUAACUACGCGCACACGCAGCUCUGGAACCCGUUCUCUAAGUAGAGCGGCUGCCCGGAUGACUUCGAAUGUGAGUUCAGUACCGAUACCAAUGAGAACCACAUCUGGAUCCCUCCCUUCGUCGGUAGACGCGAAUUUCCAAACCGAACCACCACCGCGACAGUGCCUUUCUGCUUUAUCCGGGCUCAAAAAUACAGGCGUGGGCUGCUUGGACCCAACCAUGAGAUUGAUAUAGUUCUUGGACUUCAAGCGAUGGUUUAGCGUAGAAAGGGAUGUGUUUGCGUCCAGUGGUAGGUAAACGCGGUCCGCGUUUGGUUUUAGAUUCAACACUGCCGAAAUGAACGAUGGGUUUUGAUGCGAAAAUCCAUUGUGCUCUUGCCGAGUCCAGGUGCUUGUCUCGAUGUAGUUGUUACUAGCAAUGUCUCGGCGCCAUGAGGUCUCUAGGCCCUGUACACAUAGUCAGGCGCAUGUCCACAUGACAUGUCUCUGGACUUGUAAUAAGGACAAAAUUAUGGCUUACCAUCUUAUUAGUGAACUUGCAAAAUUGAACCAUCAUUGUAUGAAUGAUGCCAAGGAAACUCUCAUACGAAGGAAAUAUACCCACUCGACCGUCAAUGUGUACCCUGCAAAACCCCUUGGCACAUAUGCUCGCUCAAUACUUCAAUUACACGACCAACCCUGGGCGUUGGCGAUCUUGGUCCCACUGGCAGUUCCUUCCCGUGUGUGCCAGCGUACCACCAAGUUUAUUACUCUCCAGCUCGUCUGGUGAAAACAACCUGACAGAGUGAGGAUUAUCGACGAAAACUUGAUCAAUAAACUCAGCGAUGGCUUUCAUAGAACUUUCCUGCUUGCCCUUCUCGAUUCCAAAUUUCUUCCAAUUGGGCAGUUUGGGUGCCUUGUACGAUUCAUAAACCUCACUUCGCUGCCCCAGCUUUUUCAGGUCAUUUCGAGGGAUGAUUGCAUUGAUAUCAUCAGUCAAACCACCACCUUCUGUAAAUAGUUCCUGCGGCUUAUACGAUGAGAGCCAUUCGUUCAGUGUCUUUAAUUCUUCCUGGUCCUUCUUGGCGGCGGGAAGAGGGACUUGGUGGGCAUUGAAAGAACCUUCAACAAUUUGACCAUGGAUUUGUUUUGGACCGGUCCAUCCCUGAAGGAUACACGUUAACAUUUUAAAACAAGACAUAAGAUAUUUCUCUGAUCCGGGUGACUAACCUUCGGAGUUCGCAGAAUCAAAACAGGCCAACGAGGUUUCAUGAUCGGAUUUCCCGAACGAGCAGCCUUCUGUAUUUCGCGGAUUUCAGCCAAUGCCCAUUCCAAAGCUGCAUUAAAAUCGGCAUCAAUAUGUUUCAUAUCGUCGAUAAUUCGUGGUUGAUAGCCAUAUCCGACAAACAAAGCAAUAAGCUCGCGAUCAUCCAUGCAUCCGAAUAUAGUUCGUGCACUAAUUUUAAAUCCAUUGAGAUGAAGAAUAGGCAAUACUGCUCCUGAUUCUGCGGGGUCAAUAUAUUCGAAUCCGUGCCAGGACCCUUAAGAGUAAAAUUCUGCUUCGCCGUCGCCGAUGAUACAUGCGACAAUCAAAUCCGGCUUGUCCAUGACCGCCCCAAACGAAACGGAUAGAGCGUAUCCCAAUUCGCCGCCUUCGUGGAUUGCUCCUGGAGUUUCGGCAUUGAUAUGACUGUCGGAAAUGUCAACAUCGUCACAGAUAAAUCAGCCAUCAAGGGGGUUUUCAGAGAGAGAGAUAUUUCAACCUUGAAAAUCCGCCUGUGGUACUGAACGUCGUGAUCAGCUUCGUAAGGCCCUUUGUGUCUCGGCUAUAGUCUGGAUAAAAUCUCUCCAAAGAACCUUCCAUCCAGAGCGCUGUUAGGAUUGCCGGUGCACCGUGGCCUGGCCCCACGACGUAUAUCAUGUCAAGGUCAUGUUUGCAUAUCAAGUAAUUCAGGUGGGAAUAGACGAAGGUCAGUCCUGGGCAGGUUCCCCAAUGACCUGUUCAGAUAUAUGUCAGCCAGGGUACAGUUGCUUGAAACAAACGUAAAUCUUAACACACCUAAUAAUCUCGGCUUAAUAUCAUCAAAUUUCAGCUCCCG